Molecule: messenger RNA, 1653 nt
Organism: Striga hermonthica
Lineage: Eukaryota; Viridiplantae; Streptophyta; Magnoliopsida; Lamiales; Orobanchaceae
Source: the annotation of a GenBank genome assembly
AUGCGCGCUUCCCAAGAAUCUGACGCCUCUUCUUAUUACGACAGCUUCUACAGCCGACCCAUGCAGCAGGUGAACCCGUAUUCUCCCCCGACCCUCCAAAUUCUUAACAAUGACUCGGCUGGCGCCAAAAAGGGCAAAGGCUCUGACAUCUCUUUCCAGGCCUAUACCGAACAGUUCUUCACUCUAGAGUCGACCCCUGCAGCCGAUUACCCAAACUACAGCUCAUCGUCUUCAGGCCCAAGUGACUCAUCAGGCAGAAGUCCAUUCUCUCCACCGGGCUCCCUCUCCUACACGGCCCACGAGUCCCCCCUGAGCGGCUCCUCCUCCGGGGUUGAGGACGAGAACAAGCUGCUCCACGCACUGUGGGUCCUGAGGCACGAGCUACUGGGCCCCGAAUCGGAAACCGAUGACAGUGGCUUCUACAAUGGCAUGGCCGCUGCUGGACCUCAGCCUUCAUCCCCCUUCACUAGGUACAACAAGAUUCUCGAGAUGGCCCACCACAUGGACCUGAAACAGCUGUUCGUCUCGUGCGCCGAGAUAGUCUCUGAGGCUGAUGCGCUCCCUUCUCCCGACCAACAAGUGGCGGUCUCAGCUGCAGAAGCUUUAAUGGACAUAAUCGAAAAAAUGGUAUCAGUCUCGGGUGAACCCUCCCAGCGACUCGGGGCUUACAUGCUAGAAGGUCUUCGGGCAAGGCUUCUCUCCUCCGGGAGCAUCAUUUACAAGAAACUCAAAUGCAAGGAGCCGACGAGCUCCGAACUGAUGUCUUACAUGCACGUGAUAUACCAAAUUUGCCCCUACUACAAAUUCGCCUACAUGUCAGCGAACGUCAUCAUAGGAGAGGCCAUGGAGAACGAGAGUCGAAUCCACAUCAUCGAUUUCCAGAUUGCUCAGGGCAGCCAGUGGGUGUCUUUUAUCCAGACGCUUGCACUCCGGCCAGGUGGGCCUCCGUGCAUCCGAAUCACCGGAGUCGAUGACUCCCAGUCGACACAUGCCCGUGGAGGUGGGCUCGAGCUGGUCGGUCAGCGGCUGUGCCAGGUGGCAAAAUCGUGCGGAGUCCCGUUCGAGUUCCAUGGGGCCGCUAUCUCGGGGUGCGAGGUCCGCCUCGAGAAUCUGAGAAUCCGUCCAGGGGAGGCACUGGCGGUGAACUUCCCGUACGUGUUGCACCACAUGCCGGACGAGAGCGUGAGCACCGCGAACCACCGGGACCGGCUGCUGCGGCUCGUGAAGGGGCUGUCCCCAAAAGUGGUGACCCUUCUCGAGCAGGAGUCCAACACCAACACCUCGACUUUCUUACAACGGUUCUGCGAGACGCUCGACUACUACACGGCGAUGUUCGAGUCGAUCGACGCGGCGAGGGCGCGGGACGACAGGAUGAGGAUCAGCGCGGAGGAGCACUGCGUGGCGAGGGAUGUGGUCAACAUCAUAGCGUGCGAGGGGGCUGACCGGGUCGAGAGGCACGAGCUGUUUGGGAAGUGGAGGAUGAGGCUCACGAUGGCGGGUUUUGAUCAGGUGCAGCUGAGCCCCACGGUGAGGGCUGUAGUUGGGGACAUGCUGAAGGAGUACAGCUCGAAUUAUGGGCUGGCGGAGGGCAAUGGGGCGCUGUAUCUCGGGUGGAAGAACCGGGCUCUGUCGACGUGUUCUGCGUGGAGAUGA